ACACACAGGUUUGAGGAAGUGAGAGGCCACUCGCUAUAAGAAGCCUUGCUCUCCACAAUGAGCAGUAGUUUGAGUUAUCAGACAGACAAAAAUACAGAGAGAUAGACGGACAGAGAGGAGGACAGAUAUGGUCACUCAUCAGUCACACAAAGAUAUCUUUCCAAUCAAUGACACAUGUGAUGAAGUGUUAUCAAUUUUCUCCUCAGAUCAUGGGAGAACAGAGUUCAGAGCUGGAGAUUGUGUCUCUCUAUCAUGUGCUGGAGCUUCGAGUAACUGUUCCAGUAUUACCUGGCUGUUCAGUUACAAGAAUGGUACGACUGUUGCAUUGUUUGAAGGAGGGAAGGUUAAGUCUGAAGGCAACAAAGAAAGACUACAUGUUACAAAGGAGUGUUCUCUGGAGGUAAAGCCUCUGAGAGAGGAAGAUGAAGGUCAUUACACCUGCAGAUCCUUUCAAUCAUCAGGACUAGAUUUUGAUCAUGCAAGGCAUCAACUAGAGCUAAUGAUCUUUGCUUUUAAUCCACAUGGAGCAGAAAGCACAAACAGACCAACCACUCCAGAAGUCAAAGGCACAAUUUGCAUUACGAAAACCACAAGCACAUCCCCACCAACCUCACCUACAGUGAAAGGUGGACCUGGGUUAGCAGCAGGGGUAGCGCUGGGUACAGCGGUCCUGUUGAUCGUGGGCCUGGUUCUCCUCAUUCGCUGGCUCAGAAGGAGAGGAAACAAGAGGCCAAAGGACACCACAACCACUGGUCUGAACUCUAUCAGGGACACCCCACCAGUCAUAGGAGGCCUUCAUGACCAGCAUCUCAGUGUGGACGGAGAUCAGGGCGGAGGUCCAACAUACGCCUCUAUUGUCCUGCCUGAGGGACAGAGGAGCGUGGCUACAGCACAGGUUGAGGACGAUUCCAGCGAUGCAGUGACCUACUCCUCAGUGAGGGCCUCUCCCAGAUGUGGUGAGGAGGCUGGUGAUGUGGACGUACACUAGCCACCGUCAACAAACGGGCAAAAUAACAAAACUUUUUCAGAUGAGUACGGGAUGAAACAAUGCCAACAGCAGCAGCAGAAAUAUGAAUGUAUAAAAAAAAAAAAAAAUUGGCUGAAGCUCUUUCACAUGAGGGUAACAAGAGGGAAGGGUGUAUUACCAUUAAUUAUCGGUAAUUACAAGUUACCAAAGUUUAUUAAAGUUAAUCAUAAAUUGCACAUAUUUACUUAUUGUAUCCAUGAAGGAGGCUACUACUAGCCUGGCAAGCCAGACCCAUAUCGGAAAGAUAUUGGGUCUGGUCUCGUACGCUGGCAGUGUGGGCGGGAUAAACGGUUGUCUUCCAAGUUCCCUCUGCACGCAAUAGGAUAGCGCUACAACCAAUCAGAGCAACGAAGAAGGUGACGUAGUCAGAGCGACGGAAAUUUCCAUGGGGAAGUGUUGCGAUCAUAGCAGAGCCCGUCUCAUAUUAGACAUUCUCUGAUCAUAGUGCGAUUGGUGGAUAGAGAGAAUGGAGACCAACGACGAAACUUUUACCGUAUCCGGUCGGCAAAACUCCGAAUACAUCUUUCUUUUCCAGGAAAGACUUCAGUGCAGUUCUUUGUUCAUUGCUCAAAGAAAAUGAUAACUUCAAGUCUUGAAGAGUCGCGGCCAAAGCCGAGUAGAAAGACAGCUGUUCGCCAGCAGCUGCAGCCAUUAUUGAUUACCUUAACACGGAACCGUCGCAGCUCUGUCGUCAUUCGGCGGGAUACCGCCCCUCACGAUCUGAUUGGCCUGACACAUUUUCUGUUUUCAGCAGCGAAAAACGACGACAGAAGGCUAAAAAUUGAAUUUGCUGCCGUUAGGGGCGUCUAGAUUUCUAGGCUAGGCUACUACUGCAAUACUCAUGAAAAUGCUAGUAUUUAGACAGCCUUUAGAGGGCGCCAUAGACUAAACUGAUAGGGAAUGUGAAAAAGUAGGCCUAGAACUGUUUUUAUUAAACAUCCAUGGCUACAGUGAGACAGUAUUAAAAGGAUGUGCAAAUGUGUUUAAAGUGAGGGGUCUGAAUCUGGGGUUCUAGCUCAUGUUUUUUUGUUUUUGAGUUGCUUUGUUCUACAUGACACCUUCUUCUGUUUUGGCAUUAUGUCGAGUGAGUAAAGUUUGUGUGGUGGCUUUAUAUUAAAGAUCUCUGUAAGGAAAUGCCUGUGAUAACGUUGACUUGAGAAAACUGUUUUCUGCUUAGCUUUUAGUUGAGCAAUUAAAAAUAUAUUAGUUGCUGUUGUUUACCUGUUUUCUACUUCCACAUUUUAACCCAAUGAAAAUAAAACAAUGGGCUGCUCUUCA
Messenger RNA from Gadus morhua (Atlantic cod), 2305 nucleotides. RefSeq lists its product as uncharacterized. Bases 128 to 988 code for a protein of 286 amino acids. The record is from RefSeq and is a predicted model, not a curated record. The transcript is spliced from 9 exons. Lineage: Eukaryota; Metazoa; Chordata; Actinopteri; Gadiformes; Gadidae.